Molecule: messenger RNA, 2459 nt
Organism: Hippopotamus amphibius kiboko
Lineage: Eukaryota; Metazoa; Chordata; Mammalia; Artiodactyla; Hippopotamidae
Gene: CNDP1
Product: carnosine dipeptidase 1
Exons: 13
Coding region: 228-1682 (484 amino acids)
Biological process (GO): proteolysis
Cellular component (GO): cytosol
Molecular function (GO): metallodipeptidase activity
Source: RefSeq, a predicted model, not a curated record
UCAGAGCCUGCAGCGGAAUGAACACAAGCCAGAAAAGCCUGAUUUUUGGUGCGGAAUGAUUGUUUUUAAUCCUCUCAUGGCGAGAUAAACUAGGCUAAUAAAGCAUUUUUCAUGUAUUAUAAAAUCCAUCAAAGGAGACAGGCAGAGCGACCUCUGUAAAAUAAUCACACGGGACACCAAAAGGCUUGGUGUCAUCUCUCCUUGCUUUCCUGCUGCUGGAUGGAGGCAUGUUCUCACCGUACUCCCCGCCCACUGGGCUGCUAGAGAAGGUCUUCCAGUACAUUGAUCUCCAUCAGGAUGAAUUUGUACAGACGCUGAAGGAGUGGGUGGCGGUCGAGAGUGACUCGGUUCAGCCUGUGCCGCGCCUCCGACGACAGCUGCUCAGGAUGAUGGUCCUGGCCGCCGCGCGGCUCCGGCACCUGGGCGCCCGCGUGGACUUGGUGGAAGCAGGGUCUCAGCAGCUGCCUGAUGGUCAGACCCUCCCGAUACCUCCCAUCAUCCUGGCUGAACUGGGAGAUGAUCCCAAGAAGCCCACCGUGUGCUUCUACGGCCACUUGGAUGUGCAGCCUGCCAGGCGGGAGGAUGGCUGGCUCACGGACCCUUACACGCUGACAGAGGUGGACGGAAAACUAUACGGCCGAGGAACAACAGACAACAAAGGCCCUGUUUUAGCGUGGAUCAAUGCUGUGAGCACAUUCAGAGCCCUGGACGAGGAUCUCCCCGUGAACAUCAAACUCGUCAUCGAAGGGAUGGAGGAGGCCGGCUCUCUUGCUCUGGAGGAACUUGUCCAGAAAGAAAAGACCGGGUUCUUCUCGAGCGUAGACUACAUCGUGAUUUCGGAUAAUCUGUGGAUCAGCCGGAGGAAGCCCGCGCUCACCUACGGGACGCGAGGGAACAGCUACUUCACCGUGGAGGUGAAGUGCAGAGAUCAAGAUUUCCACUCGGGCACCUUUGGAGGGAUCCUGAAUGAACCCAUGGCGGAUCUGGUCGCGCUUCUCGGCAGCCUGGUGGACGCGUCUGGUCGCAUUCUGAUCCCUGGAAUCUAUGACCACGUGGCUCCUGUUACAGAAGAGGAGAAGAGAAUGUAUGAAGCCAUUGAGCUGGACCUUGAGGAGUACCAGAACAGCAGCCAGGUUAAGAAGUUUCUGUUUGACACCAAGGAGGACCUUCUCAUGCACCUGUGGAGGUACCCAUCUCUUUCUAUUCAUGGGAUCGAGGGCGCGUUUGAUGAGCCUGGAGCCAAAACAGUCAUACCUGGCCGAGUGAUAGGGAAAUUCUCCAUCCGGCUGGUCCCUCACAUGAAUGUGUCCGUGGUGGAGGAACAGGUGAAGCAGCACCUUGAAUAUAUAUUCUCCAAAAGAAAUAGCUCCAACCAGAUGACUGUUUCUAUGACACUAGGACUACACCCAUGGAGUGCGAAUAUUAGAGAUAAUCAGUAUCUUGCAGCCAAAAGAGCCAUCAAAACAGUGUUUGGGACGGAGCCAGACAUGAUCCGGGACGGAUCGACCAUACCCAUCGCCCGGACGCUGCAGGCCUCCAUCCAGAAGAGUGUGAUGAUGCUCCCGCUGGGCGCUGCUGACGACGGAGAGCACUCUCAGAACGAGAAAAUCAACAGGUGGAACUACAUAGAGGGAUCCAAAUUAUUUGCUGCCUUUUUCUUCGAGAUGGCUAAGCUGCACUAAUCAUGUUCUGGAAUGGAAAUGAUCAAUAUUCAUCAGAUCCUUAUGCCAUCUGGGAUUCCUUGUGGGAGGAUGAGUAACUGUUUAAAUUCCAAGCCUCUUCACCUUUCCAGCAACGGAUACCAGCGGACACCCCCCUUGCCCCCCGCCCCCGGCAUCCUCUUCUUUCUCCCACCCGUCGGUACAGGCCUGCUGCUCUCUCUUCAACAUCUGUGCACACGUAAAUCCGCCAUAGCAGAAUUAAUCCUGAUAGCAUUUCUCUCACUCCGCUGGAAUUGUACGCAAUGACUACAUCUAAAUUGCUCAAAGCUUUUAAUAACAUCAGUUUUAGAUAGAGAACUAAUCAACCCUGACAUCAGUAACACAUUCUAAAUUUAAAGCCAUCAGCUAAUGUUGCACUCAUUAAUCAUUUCGGCUAACCAUCUUGUUUGGCUUGAUUGGAUUUGAUGGUGUAAACAAACAAAAAAAAUGUAAUUUUUCUACAGCUGAGUAUAUGUAAACAAACUGAUUUGAUCUUUAUAAAUUAUUUAAAUCACGUUAACGGAGAAGAAUUUAAGGCUUUAUAAAAAUGUUCUCUUAUGAUUCUAAAUAAAAAACAAGCAUAACACAUUCCGUUGCUUCAUGGGUUCUUAUGUCAGUUUUAAAACUUGCUGCACCUCAUCUGCUAUGGCUGGACCAGAGGGCCAGUAGUUGAGCUUGUCCUGCCCCACCUGUGUCAGAGAUAUGGGAUGCAGCUAAGGCUUUAGCCUUGCAGGGGCAUCCAGGAAGGAGCCGCUUUUC